Messenger RNA from Stylophora pistillata, 3303 nucleotides. RefSeq lists its product as uncharacterized. Gene Ontology annotation, molecular function: extracellular matrix structural constituent. The record is from RefSeq and is a predicted model, not a curated record. Lineage: Eukaryota; Metazoa; Cnidaria; Anthozoa; Scleractinia; Pocilloporidae.
AUGACCCACAUUGAUCCUCCUCACAUUUUGCAAACAGUUGAUGGCAACUGGUCCGAUUGGAAUGAUUGGAGCGACUGUCCUGUCACGUGUGGAGGUGGAGUACAGGAAAGAUCAAGAACUUGCUCCAAUCCUCCGGCACAAUUUGGAGGAAAGCCUUGCCCUGGGGAGGGCGAAGAAACUCGUGUUUGUAGUGAAGAUCCCUGUCCAGUUGAUGGUAAUUGGUCCGACUGGAAGGACUGGAGUAAUUGCCCAGUCACAUGUGGUGGCGGAGUACAGAAUCGAUCCAGAACCUGCACCAAUCCCCCCGCCCGAUUUGGAGGGAAGCCAUGCCCUGGAGAAAGUGACGAGACAAAAGCAUGCAAUGAAGACCCUUGUCCAAUUGAUGGGAAUUGGUCUGUCUGGAAGGGCUGGAGUGAUUGUCCGGUGACUUGUGGUGGGGGAAUACAUAGUCGAUCAAGAACUUGCACCAAUCCCCCAGCUCAGUUUAGAGGAAAGCCAUGCCCCGGAGAAAGUGAUGAAACAAGAACCUGCAAUGAAGACCCUUGUCCAAUUGAUGGUAACUGGUCUGAUUGGAAAGAAUGGACGGAUUGUCCUGUUACGUGUGGUGGUGGAGUCCAGGAAAGAUCAAGAACUUGUACCAAUCCACCAGCGCAAUUUGGAGGAAAGCCAUGUCCUGGAGAGAGCGCGGAAUCGAGAGCUUGCAAUGAAGACCCCUGUCCAAUUGAUGGUAACUGGUCUGAUUGGAAGGAAUGGAGCGAUUGUCCUGUCACGUGUGGUGGAGGAGUCAAGGAAAGAUCAAGAACUUGCACAAAUCCGCCUGCGAAAUCUGGAGGAAAGCCAUGUCCUGGAGAUAGCGAGGAAUCAAGAGCUUGCAAUGAAGAUCCAUGUCCACUUGAUGGCAACUGGUCUGAUUGGAAUGAAUGGAGCAAUUGUCCUGUCACGUGUGGUGGAGGAGUUCGGGAAAGAUCAAGAACUUGUACUAAUCCACCAACGCAAUUUGGAGGAAAGCCAUGUCCUGGAGAGAGUGAGGAAUCGAGAGCUUGCAAUGAAGAUCCAUGUCCAAUUGAUGGCAAUUGGUCCGACUGGAAGGACUGGAGUGAUUGCCCAGUCACAUGUGGUGGCGGAGUACAGAAUAGAUUCAGAACCUGCACCAAUCCCCCCGCUCAAUUCGGAGGAAAGACAUGCCCUGGGGAGAGUGACGAAACACGGUCAUGCAACGAAAUCCUUUGUCCAGUCGAUGGAAACUGGUCCGAUUGGGGUCCUUGGAGAGAGUGUACGGUUACUUGUGGUGGUGGUAAGCGGAUCCGCACCCGCAGCUGCACCAAUCCUCCGCCGGCAAAUGGAGGACUAGUCUGCAUCGGCAAAUGCGAGGAAUCACAGGAAUGUAACAUUGACCCGUGUGGAAGACCUCCAGUGAUAACACACAUUAACACGUCACUCGCCUCGACCGUGGUUGGAGGUAAGGUAGAGUUACAGUGUGUCUCCGACGGGGAUCCCACACCCACAGUCACCUGGUACAGUCCCAACGGUACAGAACUGCGCACCAUCACAGGAUACAGCACAAUAUUUGUUGAGAUAGAUGGUCCGGGUGACUUUGGUGACUACCGCUGUAUAGCUUUCAACGGAUUCGGUCCUCCAGUUGAGAGAGUAGUAUCCGUGAAUCCUGUGGUUCCACAAAAGAUUGGACCACCAGGCGAUCCCGGACCUAAAGGCGACAAAGGUGAUAAAGGUGGGCCAGGACCCCCUGGACCAGAAGGUGACCGCGGAAUGAAGGGUCAACCUGGUGAUGACGGUCCUAAAGGACCCCGCGGGCCUCCGGGUCCUCCGGGGCCUCCCGGGGAAGUUAUUUUUAAUGUCACUGGACCUGAUGUUGGGCCAAUCGAGGGCAUGGUGCUUCCAGGUGGCUCUAAAGGACCUAAUGUCGGAUACGUAACAGUGAAAGGAGAAACAGGAGAGCCGGGCUCACGUGGAGCUGCGGGAAUUCCAGGUCGCCGUGGACCAGACGGUACUUCAGGGAAGAAAGGAGAAAUGGGACCCGAGGGAGAAACAGGAAAAUCGGGCGCACCUGGUUUACCAGGACCCCCAGGUCUCCAGGGAAGAAAUGGAGAUGAUGGUGUUCCUGGUCCCACGGGUGAGCCUGGUGCUGCUGGUAACCAAGGAGAACCGGGACCAGUUGGUAACCCAGGUCCCAACGGUCUACCUGGAAUCAAGGGCGAUAGGGGAGAACAAGGUCAACCGGGAGACAGAGGAGAUCUGGGCACAACAGGGCAAACGGGGUUUGAUGGAAAACCCGGUCGAAAUGGUGUCAAUGGGAGGAAGGGAGAACAGGGACUCCAGGGUUCACCUGGGGAACCAGGACGUGGUGGUUCACCUGGUCGACAAGGUAUACUGGGCAGACCAGGACCAGAGGGACCAGCGGGUGCCCCCGGAGAAAUUGGUGAAUCAGGAAGUGCCGGAGCUCCUGGACUGAAAGGCGACCGAGGGCAACCAGGGUCACGUGGACCACGGGGAUCUAUCGGGGAACCUGGGCCCAUUGGGCCAACUGGACAGAAAGGAGACUCUGGUGAACAAGGUCCACGAGGCAUAACGGGACAACCUGGGGCUAAAGGAGUGACGGGUCCUGCCGGCAGUAUGGGCCCCAUAGGAGAACGAGGAAAGGAGGGCGCUCCGGGAAUCGAUGGUCAACCAGGCGCUGAGGGAGGAAGGGGGGAGAGGGGCCCCCCUGGAACAGCAGGACCAAGAGGAAGACUGGGAGCUAAAGGAAACCGGGGUCCUACCGGACGGAUUGGAGUCCCUGGUCCAAUUGGCUCGCGUGGAAAAAAGGGAUCCAGGGGACGGAGAGGAGAAAGAGGCCUUCCUGGUGAAAUAGGCCCAGAGGGACUGCCAGGUGAAGUUGGUUAUCACGGAGCUGUUGGCCUGGCAGGGAAAAAGGGCAAACCUGGAUUAGCAGGAAGAGACGGAACUCCUGGAACCAAAGGAGAUCAGGGAUCUGCUGGAGAGGCUGGAAAUCCUGGGAAUCCUGGAAUGAGGGGGAUGGGUGGACAGAGAGGAAGAGCAGGAAAUCCUGGGGCCAUUGGAUCAAAGGGCUUACCAGGCGAAGAUGGCACCCCGGGAAGGACUGGAGAUCCCGGCCUACCUGGCACGAAUGGUUCUCCCGGCCUUCGAGGAGCAAAGGGAACAAUGGGCCAGCAAGGCAAAGAUGGACCAUCAGGCCGUACGGGACCGAGAGGAACAAAGGGUGAUAAUGGUGCUAAAGGUUCGACUGGGACACCUGGAACAACAGGAAGGGCUGUAAGUUCAUAG